AUCCUAUUUGGUUUGCCUUUAAUCAAAGUUAUUUUCUGUUUGUGGCAACUCCAAUCCCACAAAAAGAAGCAAGAAAAGUUUGUCUGGAAAAGAAAGGUGACCUGGCAUCCAUAUCGAGCGAGGAAGAACAGGCUUUCCUGUUUAAGACAUUCAUGGAAACAAAUUCUGCUUGUGAGUAAUAAUAAAUUCGAAAUGUCUGAUAAACUAGAGGUGGAUAAAAAAUAAUCUGUGGUUGAUCAGUACAGUUAUUUCGCUUAUUAUGUCAUAUAGCGGCCAACUAGCUUCUAACCAAUUGGACACACGGUUAACAAUUUGACAGGAAAUGUCGAGAAAAGUUUUUAGGAUAUUUUUUCAGACAUUUUGUCCAGGAAUUACAUGCUAAAUAAUAAUAACGGUUAUUGACCGUGUUUAUAGACAGCAUUUAUUUCUGACCAAUUAGGAUUUUGCGUACGAUUUGUAGCAGGCUCUAUUUCAAACAUAGAGUCUGGUACGCAGGCUAGGGUUGGAUAAAAAAGGGGCACUAUACUAGCGGCCAGUAUCAGGGGGAUUCAUGCUUCCCCUGAAAAUCAGGUGUCCCAUUUGCCAUACAACAUAAUUUGUUAAAUCAUUUUAUAUGCAUAUUGAAUUAAACAUUUAGAAUAGUAAAUUCUGAGUAUCUUGAACAAGAUAUGAGAUUUAGACGAUCGAAAGAACGUUACCUGUACUGUGGGUAUGACCUCAGGCUCAGGAAUUGAUAUUAAAUCAGUGUAUAGACCAUGGCUGCCAUGGCGCUUUUCUGGGUGGCGGGGCUUACUAUACUGACCUAUAUACUGUACAUGUAUACUUGUAUGCACUGAUUGGUAUAGCUAUACACUCAACUUUAAUUAAUCAUAUAAUUCUCGUGUCGCUGAGGAAAAAUUUUCGUGAUCUACGAAAUCAGCCUGGAUAGUUGGACAACCAUGCAGGUCUCCAUUUUAACACAUCCUUAGAAGUGUCAGUUAUUUAAAAUGCAAUUAUAAAUUUCCUGUACCUAUUUCAAUUUUAGCAGGUGAUAAGGUAUGGGUUGGCCUUAACGACAUUGCUGAAGAAGGCGUGUAUGUUUGGACAGACGGUUCUCCCAACACUGAUGUGAGGUUUAAAGCGGGUGAGCCUAAUAAUUAUGGGAAUAAAGAGGACUGUAUUGCUAUAAUAAAGAUUUAUGGUGGAAAUUUGGGUGACUUCAGUUGCGAUAACUCAUGUGCGUUUAUUUGUGAGACGAAUUAUGAGUCUCUUUAA
Paramuricea clavata is the source of this 1254-nucleotide messenger RNA. The record is from the annotation of a GenBank genome assembly. Lineage: Eukaryota; Metazoa; Cnidaria; Anthozoa; Malacalcyonacea; Plexauridae.